UAUAGCUGUGGUCAAUGUGAGAAGAGUUUUAAUCGAUUUGGCCAUCUGACAUUACACCAGAGAACACACACAGGAGAGAAACCUUAUAGCUGUGUUCAAUGUGGGAAGAGUUUUACUCAUUCAACCAGCCUGAUAUCACACCAGAGAACACACACAGGAGAGAAACCGUAUAGCUGUGAUCAAUGUGGGAAGAGUUUUGUUACAUCUGGCCUUCUGAAGAUACACCAGAGAACACACACAGGAGAGAAACCUUGUAGCUGUGAUCAAUGUGGAAAGAGUUUUGGCCGAUCUGGCCAUCUGACAUCACACCAGAGAAUACACACAGGAGAGAAACCUUAUAUCUGUGCUCAAUGUGGGAGGAGUUUUGAUACAUCUAGCCAUCUUAUUGUACACCAGAGAAUAAACACAGGAGAGAAACCUUAUAGCUGUGAUCAAUGUGGGAAGAGUUUUGGUCAGUCUGGCACUCUGACUCUACACCAGAGAAUACACACAGGAGAGAAACCUUAUAGCUGUGAUCAAUGUGGGAAGAGUUUUGGUCAAUCUGGCCAGCUGACAUCACACCAGAUAAUACACACAGGAGAGAAAUCUUAUAGCUGUGAUCAAUGUGGAAAGAGUUUUGGCCGAUCUGGCCAUCUGACAUCACACCAGAGAAUACACACAGGAGAGAAAUCUUAUAGCUGUGGUCAAUGUGGAAAGAGUUUUGGUCGAUCUGGCCAGCUGACAUCACACCAGAGAACACACACAGGAGAUAAAUCUUAUAUCUGUGCUCAAUGUGGGAGGAGUUUUGAUACAUCUAGCCAUCUUAUUGUACACCAGAGAAUACACACAGGAGAGAAACCUUAUAGCUGUGAUCAAUGUGGGAAGAGUUUUGGUCAGUCUGGCACUCUGACUCUACACCAGAGAAUACACACAGGAGAGAAACCUUAUAGCUGUGAUCAAUGUGGGAAGAGUUUUGGUCAAUCUGGCCAGCUGACAUCACACCAGAUAAUACACACAGGAGAGAAAUCUUAUAGCUGUGGUCAAUGUGGAAAGAGUUUUGGUCGAUCUGGCCAGCUGACAUCACACCAGAGAACACACACAGGAGAUAAAUCUUAUAGCUGUACUCAAUGUGGGAAGAGUUUUGAUACAUCUAGCCAUCUUAUUGUACACCAGAGAAUACACACAGGAGAGAAACCUUAUAGCUGUGGUCAAUGUGGGAAGAGUUUUGGUCAAUCUAGCAAUCUGACUCUACACCAGAGAAUACACACAGGAGAGAAACCUUAUAGCUGUAAACAAUGUGGGAAGAGUUUUGGUCAAUCUGGCACUCUGACUCUACACCAGAGAAUACACACAGGAGAGAAACCUUAUAGCUGUGAUCAAUGUGGGAAGAGUUUUGGUCAAUCUGGCCAGCUGACAUCACACCAGAUAAUACACACAGGAGAGAAAUCUUAUAGCUGUGGUCAAUGUGGAAAGAGUUUUGGUCAAUCUGGCCAGCUGACAUCACACCAGAUAAUACACACAGGAGAGAAAUCUUAUAGCUGUGGUCAAUGUGGAAAGAGUUUUGGUCGAUCUGGCCAGCUGACAUCACACCAGAGAACACACACAGGAGAUAAAUCUUAUAGCUGUACUCAAUGUGGGAAGAGUUUUGAUACAUCUAGCCAUCUUAUUGUACACCAGAGAAUACACACAGGAGAGAAACCUUAUAGCUGUGGUCAAUGUGAGAAGAGUUUUGGUCAAUCUAGCAAUCUGACUCUACACCAGAGAAUACACACAGGAGAGAAACCUUAUAGCUGUAAACAAUGUGGGAAGAGUUUUGGUCAAUCUGGCACUCUGACUCUACACCAGAGAAUACACACAGGAGAGAAACCUUAUAGCUGUAAACAAUGUGGGAAGAGUUUUGGUCAAUCUGGCACUCUGACUCUACACCAGAGAAUACACACAGGAGAGAAACCUUAUAGCUGUGAUCAAUGUGGGAAGAGUUUUGGUCAAUCUGGCCAGCUGACAUCACACCAGAUAAUACACACAGGAGAGAAAUCUUAUAGCUGUGGUCAAUGUGGAAAGAGUUUUGGUCGAUCUGGCCAGCUGACAUCACACCAGAGAAUACACACAGGAGAGAAAUCUUAUACCUGUGGUCAAUGUGGGAAGAGUUUUACUACAUCUAGCAAUCUGACUGUACACCAGAGAAUACAUACAGGAGAGAAACCUUUUAGCUGUGGUCAAUGUGGAAAGAGUUUUGGUCAAUCUGGCCAGUUGACAUCACACCAGAGAAUACACACAGGAGAGAAAUCUUAUACCUGUGGUCAAUGUGGGAAGAGUUUUACUUCAUCUAGCAAUCUGACUGUACACCAGAGAAUACACACAGGAGAGAAAUCUUAUACCUGUGGUCAAUGUGGGAAGAGUUUUACUUCAUCUAGCAAUCUGACUGUACACCAGAGAAUACACACGGGAGAGAAAUCUCAUAGCUGUGAUCAAUGUGGGAAGAGGUACACUGAUAAAAGAUCUCUGAUUAAACAUCAGAAAAUACAUGGAGUUGUUUCAUGAUAUCAAUGCAUUAAUGUCACAAUGUAAAAUGUUUUAACAUUGUAGUAGGCGUAUUUUAAUGAUGUCAUAAUGUAGAAUGUUUUAACAUUGUAGUAGGAGUAUUUAAAUGAUGUCACAAUGUAGAAUGUUUUAACAUUGUAGUUGGAGUAUUUAAAUUAUGUCACAAUGUAGAAGCCUAAAUGUUUGUCCCCUGUUCUAUUGAUUUCAACAUGAUAUGGAUAUUAGCCUCAGGG
Molecule: messenger RNA, 2753 nt
Organism: Salvelinus fontinalis (brook trout)
Lineage: Eukaryota; Metazoa; Chordata; Actinopteri; Salmoniformes; Salmonidae
Product: zinc finger protein 850-like
Exons: 1
Biological process (GO): regulation of transcription by RNA polymerase II
Molecular function (GO): DNA-binding transcription factor activity, RNA polymerase II-specific; RNA polymerase II cis-regulatory region sequence-specific DNA binding
Source: RefSeq, a predicted model, not a curated record